This is a messenger RNA of Miscanthus lutarioriparius, 846 nucleotides long. Lineage: Eukaryota; Viridiplantae; Streptophyta; Magnoliopsida; Poales; Poaceae. The record is from the annotation of a GenBank genome assembly.
AUGGGGACUCCGGUGAACAUCAUCGUCGGCUCGCACGUCUGGCUGGAGGCCCCCAGCGAGGCCUGGGUCGACGGCGUCGUCACCGAGAUCAAAGGCGGCGACGCCACCAUCGCCACCACCAAUGGCAAAACGGAAACUGUUCGUCAAGGUUUCCGUUCCGUUACAGCUAACAACCGUGUACAACCUGACAUACAGACGUACACCGGGAACAUCUUGAUCGCGGUGAACCCUUUCCAGCGUCUGCCUCACAUGUACGACGUGCACAUGAUGGAGCAGUACAAGGGCGCCACCUUUGGGGAGCUCAGCCCGCAUCUCUUCGCGAUCGCGGACGCCUACUACAGCUUGCUACUUCGUCGGGAAUGCUGCUCUUUUAGCAAUGGGGAGUUCUUAAAGGCUGGUUUACAAGACCUGGAGCAGUGGUGCUCUAGAACAACUGAAGAGCAUGUCUGGACAUCCUGGGAUGAAUUGCAACACAUUAGGCAGGCAGUCAGGUUCCUGGUUUUGCAUCAGAAGUCACACAAAACCCUGGAGGAAAUCACGAAUGAGCUUUGCCCUGUUUUGAGCAUAACUCAAAUAUAUCGCAUAGCAACGAUGUUCUGGGACGACAAGUAUGGUGCACAAGGUCUAUCUCAAGAGGUCAUUGGAAAGAUGAGAACGAUGACAACAUAUGACUCAAUAACUACUCCAAAUAGUUCCUUCUUGCUAGAUGACGACUCAAGCAUACCAAUAUCAUUGGAUGAUAUAGCUCGACUGAUGCUUGACAUUGAUCCGUCCGAUGUGGAACCGCCCCCACUACUAAGGCAGAAUUCUCAGUUUCACUUUCUUCUGCAGCAGCACACAGACUGA